AUGAUCCAUGCGGCGGCUGCUCAUUUUCUGUGGCCGAUUGCGGUCCGUCCCCCUCCGGUAGACCCCCUCCCCCCUCAGGGUCCCGCUCCUUCAGCCGGUUGCUGUCACUCUGGUGCUGCUGGGGGUGGUGCUGCUAGGGGUGCUGCGUCUGGGGGUGCUGAGCCUGAGGGUGCGGAGCCUGGGGGUGCUGAGCGUGAGCGUGCAGAGCUUGGGGGUGCUGAGCCUGCGCGUGCGGAGCCUAGGGGUGCUGAGCUUCAGGUGCUGAGACAGAGCAUGCGGAGCCUGGGGGUGCUGAGUCUGCUGGUGCGGAGCCUGGUGUUGCUGAGUCUACGGGUGCUGCGCCUAGGGGUACUGCUUCUCCACUCCGGGAGCCUCUCUCGCCGCGCGAGUGGUACGCUCAGCAGCUCCGCCUUCGGAGUGUCGCUGCUGGAGCUGCUAGUCCUAGAGGUUCUGGAGGUACUGUUGGAGAUGCUGGAGGUACUGGAGGAGCUGGAGCUGUUACUGGAGGAGCUGGAGCUGGAGGUGCUCGUACUGGAGGUACUGGAGCUGCCGGAGCUGGUGGUGCUGCCAGUACUGGUGGUGCUGGUGGUGCUGGCACUGCUGGUCCCGGAGGUGCUCGUACUGGAGGUACUGGAGGUGCUCUCUCACCACAGCAGCUGCGCGAGUGGUACGCUCAGCGCUACCGCCUUCGGAGUGGCGCUGCUGGAGCUGGAGGUGUUGCGACUGGAGACGGUGGAGCUGGAGGCGCUGGGGCUGGCAGCCCUGGAGCUGGAGCUCGCGGCCCUGGAGCUGGAGGAGCUGGUCCUGGAGGUGCUAGUACUGGAGGUACUGGAGUUGCCGGAGCUGGUGGUGCUACUGGUGCUGGAGGUGCUGGUGGUACUGGCACUGCUGGUCCCGGAGGUGCUCGUCCUGGAGGUGCUGGAGCUGCCGGAGCUGGUGGUGCUGCGGGCUCUGGAGCUGGAGGCGCUGGCGCUAGAGGCUCUUGAGCUGGAGGCGCUAGAGCUGGAGGUGCUGGCGCUGGAGGUUCUGGAGCUGCUGGAGGCGCUGGAGCUGCUGGUACUCGUACUGGAGGUUCUUAGCCUUCCGUCUUCUACUGGCCUCCCGUUACAACCAAGCUCCUCACUGCCUGCUCCUUCUCCUUACACUGAGCAGGCAUACUCGCUUACAGAGCUUCGUGAGCCUGCGUCUCAUGCCGCCUCGCCUGUUCGCGCAAUUUGCACUGGUUGCCGUGUUCCUCGUCAGCGUCCUCCUCCUGUCCCUGGCACUCAUUCUAUGACACUUUGUCCUUCCUCUGUUCCACAGCGUGUCCCUCUGCCGUCUCCUCCUGAGUCCUCUCUUCCGCACAUUCCGGCCACUGCGUCUGACCUGGUUCAUGUUGCCAGCCCUACUGUCAUGCGUCUCCUAGCCACUGUUGUCACCGAUCCUUCGUUUGAGUCCACUGCUACGUCUGCCUUAGUCGCUGAGCUUGUUGACUUUGCUGUUGCCUGUCGUCUCGACUACGCCGCUAGCCUUGUUGCUGAGUCUGAGUCCGUCUGUCCUUCGUCCAACGAGGCCUUGAGGAGAGGCAGGAGGACUUUGAGUGUCUUGCGGCUGCUGUACCUCAUCUCGUGGCCAUGCUGCUCGCACCUAAGGGAGAACCGGAUGCACUGGGCAUCCCGACCCCGUGCUCUUAUGCAGACGUGA
Molecule: messenger RNA, 1683 nt
Organism: Closterium sp. Yama58-4
Lineage: Eukaryota; Viridiplantae; Streptophyta; Zygnematophyceae; Desmidiales; Closteriaceae
Source: the annotation of a GenBank genome assembly